AUGUUUAACUUGAGGAGGGUGUUGGAGAGGCAACAACGAGAAGAUGAAGAAAUCAGGCGCAGACGUGCUGAAAAAGAUCGUGAAUUGGAUGAAGAGGAGGAAGAAGUUGUUUUAUGGGUAUGCUUAAUCAAUCAAGGCAACGCCACCAUCGUCGUGCCCCAAACGUGGACAAACAUAGGCACUAUCGGGGGAGAUAUAGAAUGCAACCCUAUUUGUUCCAAAAAAAUCAUGCAUGAUGUUUGCAAUUAUGACACAUACUUCGUUCAGAAGUAUGAUGCUCUUGGGGUUUUGGGUAUUCUUCCGGAGCAAAAACUUACAACUGCUUUGAGGAUGCUUGAGUAUGGGGCAUCUGUGGACCAGGUGGAUGAGAUUGCUAUGAUGAGGAAAUCAACUGUCUUAGAGUGCUUGGUUAGAUUUUGUAAUGCAAUAGAAAAUCUCUACAUGAGGGAUUACCUCCGUAAACCUAUGCCUAGGGACUUCCGAAGGCUUCUACAAAAAGUUGAGACCUGA
This is a messenger RNA of Prunus armeniaca (apricot), 510 nucleotides long. NCBI's taxonomy places the organism in Eukaryota, Viridiplantae, Streptophyta, Magnoliopsida, Rosales, Rosaceae. The record is from the annotation of a GenBank genome assembly.